AAUUCAAGAUCAAAACUUUCCUUUUUGGGACUUAUAAUAUUCAGCGCAAAACCAUAACAAUAUACUAGUUUGAAGCUUGAACGUAAUAUCGAUAUAAGCAGUUCCAAAAACAAAACAAAACAAAACAAAACAAAAGCUCUUUCUCAUUCCAUUUUGUCUUUUCUUAAAUAUCUGAGCUAGCCAGUGGCUUUCUCUUCCUAUCUAUGAUUGAAAUUAUGCUGUGCUCAAUGAUGAAUGUUUCAGCUCUAUUCUACUUUCAGCUUUGCAGUUACACUCUGUAGAUUUAGGAAAUGGGAUGCUUUGUAUCGACUCCGAAAGACACGGGCGAGAACAGGAGGCGGCCAGCAAACAUCGGGGAGGUUUCUGUGUUCGUCCCAGGCCUACGGAUCCCUAAACCGGUCAAUUUCGCUCAGUCACUGGGAAAUAAUGUAACUAAGAGUUCAGUGGAACGCCUUUCGGCUCUUAGAAACAGAAUAGUGGUUAUGGCAGGGCAUGAUGCUCCGACUAUUACACGAACCAGAAGAAGAACGGCCAGCCAGCACGGGAGAUCCAUUUUACGCGAUCUUCUUAAGGCGCUUGAAGAAUAUCUGCCGGUCCUUUUGGGGUUGGUUAAAGAUGGCAGUCCAUUGCAACACAAAGUGCAAUUUUCUUGGGUUAAUCAAGAGGAUGAAGUGGAGGAAACCACAAUGUAUAGUGCUUGGUAUGAAGUAUUAUCUGUUCUGCACUUUAUGGCCACACUAUUGUUAUCACAAGCAAAUUUGUUGCUUCUUCCAAGAACUUCCACUGAUGGAUUUCAGCCAAAGGUAUCAGAAGAGAACAGGCGAUCUGCUGUUGAUAUAUUCUUAAAGGCAGCCGGGUAUCUUGAUUGCGCUGUUCGGCAUGUUCUUCCACAUUUGCCCAUUGAACUGAGGAGAAAUCUUCCUGUGGACCUCGCUGAAGGAGUUCUACGAGCACUUUGCCUCCAAGCACUUGGCCAGGGUGUUGACAUUCAGCUUGGGCUUGCAAUUGAGAAUAGCAAGGCCACAUUGGCUGUCAAAAGGAGACUGGCAUGUGAGAUGGUCAAGUACUGGCAGCAGGCCCAAGAUAACAUCAUGAACCUUCCACUAGCAAAUGGUUGGGGAGAAAAGCAUAGGCUAUUUGUCAAGUGGAAAUACAUUGAAGCUAAGGCUGCUGCUUACUACUACCAUGGUUUAAUACUUGAUGAGGGAAACACUGAGAAGUCUCAUGGAAUGGCUGUUGCUGCUCUGCAAGCAGCAGAUGAGUAUCUCAAAGAGAGCAAGAAAACUGCUGAAGCUUUUAAUUUAUCUGUUCCUGUCUCUAGGAACCCUCCACUUUGGGGAACCAUCAAGUUUCUGUCUGAAAAGAUUCCCAAGGAUACUUCAAGCAAGGUGCGAAUCAACAGGGAUCUCUUUUCUCAUGAAAAAAUCAUGGAGACAGCGCCAACGUUGCCGGACUUCGCGUUGGCCCUCAAGCCGAACGAAUAUCAGCUUCCUCUCGUCGAUGCCUCUUGGGAGGAAGAACCACUUAACAAGUCUAACAAGCAUAAAGGGUAGAGGGUUCCAGGGUAGAGGUACAUAUCAUAUAAGCAUGCAUGGGUGAAAACCGGCUCAUCCACGACAGUGGAAUGAAAAAUUACAAAUUCUUUCCCUUUGAUAAUUAAAUGUCUAUUACAUGAGACUAGUUAAGUUUUGUCAGUUACAUUGUCAAAUAACAAAAAAACAGGGAUAAUGAUGUCACUUCAUCAAUCUUCUCCACCAUUUUCUGUGCCUUCUGAUCUCCUCUUUGCUUCCUCUUGUUCUGCACAGCACACAAUCAAUAGGAGUGCAUUCUAUUUAGUUGCAAAUGUAUCAUAACAAAAAGGAUGAAUAAGAAGAGAUUGGAAAGUUUUAUCA
This is a messenger RNA of Salvia miltiorrhiza (redroot sage), 1892 nucleotides long. RefSeq lists its product as uncharacterized. Bases 291 to 1553 code for a protein of 420 amino acids. NCBI's taxonomy places the organism in Eukaryota, Viridiplantae, Streptophyta, Magnoliopsida, Lamiales, Lamiaceae. The record is from RefSeq and is a predicted model, not a curated record. The transcript has 13 exons.